Lachancea fermentati is the source of this 579-nucleotide messenger RNA. The record is from the annotation of a GenBank genome assembly. NCBI's taxonomy places the organism in Eukaryota, Fungi, Ascomycota, Saccharomycetes, Saccharomycetales, Saccharomycetaceae.
AUGUCACUUGAAAACUAUGGACUGAAAGCACUUCUGCCUUUGAUAAGGCAAGAGGACCAGUCUUCAGAGUACGAUUCCUCAAUGACCCUAGGCAUAGAUUUGUCCCCGGUACUGCACUCCUUGGGGAUACAUCCUAAUAGCGUGUAUAGGAGGAAAGUUCUCGACACAUUCCAAUCGCCCUGGGUAGAAACAUCGCGAAGUGAGGUCGAGCCAAGGUUUUUCACUCCUGACUCUUUCAAAAACAUUCCCAACGUAUUACAAGCGGGUGACCAACCACCCAGCUUUAACUCCGUGCAACAAGACCAUGCAAAGAUAGCACUAUUUCAAGACGAGACGCUGUUCUAUUUAUUCUACAAGCAUCCAGGGACAGUAGCGCAGGAGUUGACGUAUCUUGAACUGAGAAAGAGGAAUUGGAGAUAUCACAAAACUCUCAAAGUAUGGCUGACGAAGGAUCCCAUGAUGGAGCCUAUCGUUGCCCAAGACGGUGCAAGUGAAAGAGGGUCCUACGUAUUUUUCGACCCACAACGUUGGGAGAAAUGUCAACGGGAUUUUGUAUUAUUCUACAAUGCGAUAAUGUAA